CGGAAACCCCCAAUGGUGGUGGAGGAUCUUUUUGAAGACAUGAAAGAUGGUGUUAAGCUGCUUGCUCUGCUGGAGGUCCUGUCCGGGCAGAAACUGCCUUGUGAGCAGGGACGCCGUAUGAAGCGAAUCCAUGCUGUGGCUAACAUCGGCACAGCCCUCAAGUUCCUUGAAGGAAGAAAGAUUAAAUUAGUCAACAUUAACUCCACUGAUAUAGCUGAUGGCCGACCCUCAAUAGUUCUUGGAUUGAUGUGGACCAUUAUUCUAUAUUUCCAGAUUGAAGAGUUGACCAGCAACCUGCCACAGCUCCAGUCUUUGUCCAGCAGCGCCUCCUCUGUGGACAGCUUGGUCAGCUCUGAGACAGCCAGCCCCCCCAGUAAGCGGAAGGUGGCCACCAAGGUUCAAGGAAAUGCCAAGAAGGCUUUAUUAAAGUGGGUUCAGUACUCAGCAGGCAAGCAGGCUGGAAUAGAAGUGAAAGACUUUGGGCGGAGUUGGAGAAGUGGGGUAGCCUUUCAUUCAGUUAUCCAUGCGAUUCGACCUGAACUGGUGGACUUGGAGAGAGUGAAAAGCAGAUCUAACAGAGAAAAUCUGGAGACCGCUUUCACUAUUGCUGAAACGGAACUGGGGAUCCCAAGACUGCUGGAUCCUGAAGAUGUUGAUGUGGAUAAACCAGAUGAGAAGUCUAUUAUGACCUAUGUGGCCCAGUUUCUGAAACAUUAUCCUGACAUCCACAAUACAGGGACUGAUGGGCAAGAGAAUGAUAGAGAAGACGGGCUAAUUUUGAAGGAAAUGAAUGUUUGGAUAGAACAAUUUGAAAGAGAUUUGACAAGGGCACAGAUGACAGAAUCGAAUUUGCAGGAUAAAUAUCAGUCAUUUAAGCACUUCAGAGUUCAAUAUGAAAUAAAAAGGAAACAGAUUGAACAUUUAAUACAACCAUUACAUAGAGAUGGGAAAUUGUCACUUGACCAAGCAUUAGUAAAACAAUCCUGGGAUAGAGUGUCCUCCAGGCUCUUUGAUUGGCAUAUACAGCUUGAUAAAUCUCUUCCUGCACCUCUGGGCACCAUAGGUGCCUGGCUGUACAGGGCAGAGGUGGCCCUGAGAGAGGAAAUAACCAUUCAGCAGGUCCAUGAGGAAACGGCAAACAUGAUACAACGGAAACUGGAGCAACAUAAGGAUCUGCUUCAAAACACAGAUGCCCACAAAAGAGCAUUCCAUGAAAUCUACCGGACCAGGUCUGUUAAUGGGAUCCCAGUGCCACCUGAUCAAUUAGAGGACAUGGCCGAGAGGUUUCAUUUUGUUUCCUCCACAUCAGAGCUACACUUAAUGAAAAUGGAAUUUCUAGAAUUAAAGUACCGUCUGCUCUCACUGCUGGUUCUUGCAGAGUCAAAGCUGAAGUCUUGGAUCAUCAAGUACGGGAGGAGAGAGUCUGUGGAGCUUCUUCUGCAAAACUACAUUUCUUUUAUAGAAAACAGCAAGUUUUUUGAACAAUACGAAGUGACAUACCAGAUCUUGAAACAGACAGCUGAGAUGUAUGUCAAAGCAGAUGGUUCAGUGGAAGAAGCUGAGAAUGUAAUGAAAUUCAUGAAUGAAACCACUGCUCAGUGGAGGAAUCUCUCUGUAGAAGUUAGGAGCGUGAGGAGCAUGCUGGAAGAAGUGAUUUCUAACUGGGAUCGCUACAGCAAUACCGUGGCUAGUCUUCAAGCCUGGCUAGAGGACGCUGAAAAAAUGCUAAAUCAGUCAGAAAAUGCUAAAAAGGAUUUUUUCCGAAAUUUGCCUCAUUGGAUUCAGCAGCACACUGCCAUGAACGAUGCUGGCAAUUUUCUAAUUGAAACAUGUGAUGAGGUGGUUUCCCGUGACCUUAAGCAGCAAUUACUAUUGCUAAAUGGGCGAUGGAGAGAGUUGUUUAUGGAAGUCAAGCAAUAUGCUCGAGCUGAUGAGAUGGACAGAAUGAAGAAGGAAUACACAGACUGUAUUACCACUCUGUCUGUUUUUGCAACUGAAGCCCAUAGGAAACUUUCUGAACCCAUAGAAGUCUCCUUUAUUAAUGUCAAGUUAUUAAUUCAAGACUUGGAGGAUAUUGAGCAGAGAGUACCUGUGAUGGAUGCUCAAUACAAAAUGAUUACAAAGACAGCGCAUCUCAUUAGCAAAGAAAGCCCCCAAGAAGAAGCUAAUGAAAUGUUUGCAACCAUGUCUGGGCUCAAAGAGCAGCUAACCAAGGUCAAAGAACGUUACUCCCCACUCCUUUAUGAAUCUCAGCAGCUGUUGAUUCCCUUAGAGGAAUUAGAAAAGCAGAUGACGUCCUUUUAUGACUCACUUGGGAAAAUCAAUGAAAUUCUAACAGUUCUUGAGCACGAAGCACAAUCUAGUCCUCUUUUUCAACAAAAACAUCAGGAACUGUUAGCUUGUCAAGAAAGCUGUAAGAAAACCCUGACACUAAUUGAGAAAGGCAGUCAAAGUGUUCAAAAGUUUGUGACCUUGAGCAAUGUGUUAAAACAUUUUGACCAGACAAAGCUACAGAGGCAGAUUGCGGACGUUCAUGUCGCUUUUCAGAAUAUGGUCAAGAAAACUGGAGAUUGGAAGAAGCAUGUGGAAACCAAUAGUCGCUUGAUGAAGAAGUUUGAGGAGUCCCGAGCAGAGUUGGAGAAGGUGCUGCAGAUCGCUCAGGAGGGCCUGGAGGAAAAGGGGGAUCCCGAAGAACUCCUGAGGAGACACACGGAGUUCUUCAGUCAGCUGGAUCAGAGGGUGCUCAAUGCCUUCCUGAAAGCUUGUGAUGAGCUCACCGACAUCCUCCCCGAGCAGGAGCAGCAGGGUCUGCAGGAGGCCGUGAGAAAGCUCCAUAAGCAGUGGAAGGAUCUUCAAGGAGAAGCUCCUUACCAUUUGCUUCAUCUGAAGAUCGAAGUGGAGAAGAAUAGAUUCUCAGCCGCUCUAGAAGAGUGCAGAGCUGAGCUGCAUCGAGAGACCACGCUGGUGCCCCAGGAAGGCAGCGAAAAGAUUAUUAAGGAGCACAGGAUUUUCUUCAGUGACAAAGGUCCUCAUCAUCUCUGUGAGAAAAGGUUACAACUCAUUGAGGAACUGUGUGGGAAACUUCCAGCCAGGGACCCAGUAAGGGACACACCUGGAACCUGUCACACGGCUCUCAAAGAGCUCAGAGCUGCCAUUGACAGCACCUACGCGGCACUCGUGGAAGAUCCGGACAAGUGGAAGGACUACGCCAGCAGAUUUUCUGAGUUCUCCUCUUGGAUAUCUGCAAAGGAGACCCAGUUGAAGGGGAUCAAGGGUGAGGCCAUCGAUACCGCCAACCACGGAGAGGUUAAAUGUGCUGUUGACGAGAUCAGAAAUGGUGUCACCAAAAGAGGCGAGACUCUCAGCUGGCUGAAAUCCAGGCUGAAAAUUUUGGUUGAAGUUUCCUCUGAGAAGGAAGCCCAAAAGCAAAGCAAUGAGCUGGCACAGUUAUCUAACUCCUUCAAGGCUCUCGUGACAUUGUUGUCACAGGUUGAAAAGAUGUUAAGCAACUUUGGGGACUGUGUCCAGUACAAAGAAAUAGUCAAAAGUUCCCUUGAAGAAUUAAUUUCUGGCUCUAAAGAAGUUCAGGAGCAAGCCGAGACGAUCUUGGACACUGAAGACCUGUUUGAAGCACAGCAGUUACUUCUUCAUCACCAGCAAAAGACAAAGAUGAUCUCAGCAAAGAAGAGAGACGUGCAGCAGCAGAUCAGGCAGGCUCAGCAGGGAGGUGGGCUGCCCGGCCGAGGCCGCGAGGAGCUGCAGAAGUUGGAGAGCACCUUGGACGGCCUGGAGCGUGGUAGGGAGAGGCAGGAACGCCGCAUCCAGGUUACAUUAAGAAAAUGGGAGCGAUUUGAAACAAACAAAGAGACAGUGGUCAGAUAUCUUUUUCAAACAGGUUCGAGCCAUGAACGGUUUUUGAGCUUUAGCAGUUUGGAAAGUUUAUCUUCAGAAUUGGAACAGACAAAGGAGUUUUCUAAACGGACAGAAAGUAUUGCAGCCCAGGCUGAGAACCUUGUAAAGGAAGCUUCAGAGAUCCCACUUGGGCCCAAGAAUAAGCAGCUGCUUCAACAGCAGGCCAAGUCAAUCAAAGAGCAAGUCAAAAAAUUAGAAGACACGCUUGAAGAAGAUAUUAAAACCAUGGAAAUGGUGAAAAACAAGUGGGAUCAUUUUGGCAGUAAUUUUGAGACCCUGUCCAUCUGGAUAACUGAGAAAGAAAAAGAACUCAAAGCCUUGGAAACUUCGUCAUCUGCCAUGGACAUGCAAAUCAGCCAAAUCAAGGUCACAAUUCAGGAAAUAGAAAGUAAGAUCAUCAGCAUUACAGAAUUAGAAGAAGCAGCUCAAUCUUUUGCUCAAUUUAUUACCACUGGAGAAUCUGCUCGAAUCAAAGCCAAGUUAACACAGAUAAGAAGAUACUGGGAAGAACUCCGAGAGCAUGCACAGUGUCUGCAAGUAACAAUCUUAGGACAUUUAUCUCAGCAGCAAAAGUUUGAAGAGAAUCUUAAAAAGCUCCAACAAUCUGUGUCUGGAUUUGAAGAUAAACUUGCAGAUCCAAUUAAAAUAUGUCCUUCAGCUACAGAAACAUUCAAAGUUCUCCAAGAACAUAUGGAUCUCUGUCAGGGCCUGGAGUCCCUGAGUGGCUCAAUCGCUGCCUUUGCAGCCAGUGCCCGGAAGGUCGUCAGCAGAGAACCCUGUGUUCAGGAGGCCUUGGCUCUACAGCAGCAAUAUGAGAUGGCACUUAGUAGGGCCAAAGAGAGACAGACUGUGCUGGAGAAUCUGUUGGCCCACUGGCAGAGGCUAGAAAAAGAACUGUCAUCCUUUUUGACCUGGUUAGAGCGGUGUGAAGCUAUGGCCAGUGCCCCAGAAGUGGACAUCUCUGCAGACAGAGUCAAAGUGGAGGGUGAACUUCAAUUAAUACAGGCCCUGCAAAGUGAAGUUGUGGCCCAGGCCUCAUUUUACAGCAGCCUUUUGCAAUUGAAAGAAUCACUGUUCUCAGUGGCCUCCAAAGAUGACGUGAGAAUGAUGAAACUACAUUUGCAGCAGCUGGAUGAGAGAUGGAGAGAUUUACCACAGAUAAUUAACAGAAGGAUUACUUUUCUUCGGUCUGUGGUCGCUGAACACGAGCAAUUUGAUGAGCUGCUGCUUUCCUUUUCUGUCUGGAUUAAGUUGUUUCUCAGUGAAUUACAAACCACUUCUGAGAUAAGCGUAAUGGACCAUAGAGUAGCUCUUACUCGACACAAGGACCACACAGCAGAAGUAGAGAGUAAAAAGGGGGACUUGCAGCGUCUGCAGGAUCAUUUAGCAAAAUUGGGUUCUCUGGGCCGAGCCGAGGAUGUCCACCUCCUCCAGGGCAAGGCAGAGGACUGCUUUCAGCUGUUUGAGGAGGCCAGCCAAGUCGUGGAGAGGCGGCAGGUGGCCCUGUCCCAGUUGGCAGAAUUCCUACAGAGCCACGCCGCUCUGUCCGGGGUUCUCCACCAGCUGAGGCAAAUGGUGGAAGCGACCAACAGCAUGAACAAGAAACAGUCUGACUUGUUAGAAAAGGACCUAAAUGAUGCUAUUCAAGAUGUUAAAACAUUAGAAUCUACUGCCAUCGGUCUCGAUGGCAUUCUUGCCAAAGCCCAAUACCAUCUGAAAAGUGGAGGCUCUGAGCAAAGGACUUCCUGCAGAGCCAUGGCUGAUCAGUUAUGUUUAGAAUUAGAGAAGAUCCAGAACCUUCUGGGAACCAAGCAGAGUGAGGCAGAUGCCCUGGCAGUAUUGAAAAAAGCAUUCCAAGACCAGAAAGAGGAGUUGCUGAAAAGCAUUGAGGACAUUGAAGAGAGAACUGACAAAGAGCGACUAAAAGAACCCACCCGCCAAGCUCUUCAGCACAGGUUGAGAGUGUUUAAUCAGCUAGAAGAUGAACUGAAUUCUCAUGAGCAUGAACUAUGUUGGUUAAAAGACAAAGCUAAGCAAAUUGCCCAGAAAGAUGUAGCUUUUGCACCUGAAGUUGACAGGGAGAUAAACUGCUUAGAAGUCACCUGGGAUGACACCAAAAAACUAAUUCAUGAAAACCAGGGUCAAUGCUGUGGGCUUAUUGACUUAAUGAGAGAAUAUCAGAACUUGAAGUCAACUGUAUCUAAAGUCCUAGAAAAUGCCAGCAGUGUGAUUAUAACCAGAACUACCAUAAAAGAUCAGGAGGAUCUUAAAUGGGCUUUUUCCAAGCAUGAAACUGCCAAGAAUGAAAUGAAUUAUAAACAGAAAGAGUUGGAUAAUUUUACCAGUAAAGGAAAACAGUUGUUAUCUGAGCUGAAAAAAAUUCACAGUAGUGAUUUCAUCUUGGUGAAAACAGACAUGGAGAGCACUGUGGACAAAUGGCUGGAUGUAUCAGAGAGAAUUGAAGAAAACAUGGAUAGGCUGAGGGUAAGCCUGUCCAUCUGGGAUGAUGUACUUUCAAGUAAAGAUGAGAUCGACGGGUGGUCAAACAGCUCUGUUCCACAGCUGGCUGAAAACAUCAGCAGCCUGAAUAACAGCCUCAGAGUCGAGGAACUCCUGAAAGAAUUUGAGUCUGAAGUUAGAAACAAAGCAUUGAAAUUGGAAGAACUGCAUUCCAAAGUUAAUGAUCUUAAAGAAUUAACUAAAAAUCCGGAAACGCCACCAGACCUUCAGUUUAUAGAAGCAGACUUAAGGCAGAAACUGGAGCAUGCCAAAGAAAUAACUGAAGAAGCAAAAGGGACCUUGAAAGAUUUCACGACUCGAAGUACACAAGUGGAGAAAUUUAUUAGUGACAGAACAACGUGGCUGACAAAAGUGGAAGAAUCCUUGAUGUCCUGUGCCCAAAGUGAGACUUGUGAAGGGUUGAAAAAAGUAAAGGAAAUACAGAAAGAGCUUCCAAGUCAGCAAAGGAACAUCAGCUCUACCCAAGAGAGCCUCAAUAGCUUGUGCCGCAGGUACCACUCAGGUGAGCUGGAGGUCCUGGGCCGCGCGAUGACUGGGUUGAUCAAGAAACACGAAGCUGUGAGCCAGCUCUGCUCCAGAACCCAGGCCAGCCUGCAGGAAUCGCUGGAACAGCACUUCAAUGAUUCUAUGCAGGAAUUCCAAGAGUGGUUUUUGGGAGCUAAGGCAGCAGCAAAAGAAUCAUCAGACAGAACUGGUGACAGCAAAGUUCUGGAGGCAAAGCUGCAUGACCUUCAGAACAUUUUGGACUCAGUCAGUGAUGGGCAGAGCAAGCUUGAUGCAGUGACUCAAGAAGGACAAACUUUGUAUGCACAUCUGUCUAAACAAAUUGUCAGUAGCAUUCAGGAACAAAUUACAAAGUCUAAUGAAGAGUUUCAGGCAUUUCUGAAACAGUGCCUUAAAGACAAACAGGCUCUUCAAGACUGUGCUUCAGAACUUGGGAGCUUUGAGGAUCAGCACAGAAAACUGAACUUAUGGAUCUGUGAAAUGGAAGAAAGGUUAAGUACAGAAAACUUGGGAGAGAGUAAACAGCAUAUUCCUGAGAAGAAAAAUGAAGUUCAUAAAGUUGAAAUGUUCCUGGGAGAACUACUGGCUGCAAGAGAGUCUCUUGAUAAGCUUUCUCAGAGGGGGCAACUUCUCAGUGAAGGUCACGGUGUUGGGAAAGAAGGACGCCUGUGCUCCCAACUCCUUGCCAGCUACCAGAACUUAGUGAGAAUGACCAAAGAAAAACUCCGGAGCUGCCAGGUGGCCCUUCAGGAGCAUGAAGCCCUGGAGGAAGCGCUGCAGAGCAUGUGGUCAUGGGUGAAGGACGUUCAGGACAGACUGGCCUGUGCAGAGAGCACUAUUGGGAGCAAAGACACCCUGGAAAAACGGCUGUCACAAAUACAGGAGGUUCUCUUGAUGAAAGGUGAAGGAGAAGUUAAGUUGAAUAUGGCCAUUGGCAAAGGGGAACAGGCCUUGAAAAGUAGCAAUGCAGAAGGUCAGCAGGUGAUUCAGGCUCAGCUACAGACCCUUAAAGAUGUGUGGGCUGAAGUCAUGAGCUCCUCCACCCAUGCUCAGAGCACUUUAGAGUCUGUGAUUAGCCAAUGGAACGACUAUCUAGAGAGGAAAAACCAGUUGGAGCAGUGGAUGGAAUCAGUGGAUCAAACAGUGGAACAUCCCUUACAAGUGCAGCCAGGUCUGAAAGAGAAGUUUUCCCUGUUGGACCACUUUCAGUCUAUUGUGUCUGAGGCAGAAGAUCAUGCCGGAGCCCUUCACCUCCUAACUGCAAAGUCCAGGGAGCUCUAUGAGAAGACUGGGGACGAGUCUUUCAAGGAAAUAGUUCAAGAGGAGCUGAAGACACAGUUUAAUGAUAUAACAACUGUUGCCAAGGAGAAAAUGAGGAAAGCAGAAGAGAUUGUGAAAGACCAUCUAAUGUACUUAGAUGCAGUCCAGGAAUUCACAGAUUGGCUCCAUUCAGCAAAGGAAGAACUUCACCGGUGGUCAGAUAUGUCUGGAGACUCAUCAGCCAUGCAGAAAAAGUUGUUGAAAAUUAAGGAGCUGAUAGAUUCCAGAGAGGUUGGUGCGAGCCGCCUGAGCAGAGUGGAGGCGCUGGCUCCUGCAGUGAAACAGAGCACGACGGCCAGCGGGUGUGAGCUCGUGCACACGGAGAUGCAGGCCCUGCGUUCCGACUGGAAGCAGUGGGAAGACAGCGCACUCCAAACGCAGCACAGCUUGGAGGACCUGGUGAGCCGAAUGGCCCUCUCGGAGCAGGAGUUCUCAGGCCAAGUGGCUCAACUGGAGCAGGCCCUGGAAGAAUUCAGCGCCCUUCUGAAAACUUGGGCUCAGCAGUUAACCCUCCUUGAAGGCAAGAACACGGAUAAGGAGAUAGUGGAAGGCUGGCAUAAAGGACAAGAGAUACUGGAUGCUCUACAGAAAGCAGAACCUAGGACAGAGGACCUCAAGUCUCAGCUGAAUGAACUUUGUCGAUUUUCGAGAGACCUGAGUAUAUACAGUGGAAAAGUUUCUGGCUUGAUUAAAGAAUAUAAUUGGUAA
Molecule: messenger RNA, 8964 nt
Organism: Galeopterus variegatus (Sunda flying lemur)
Lineage: Eukaryota; Metazoa; Chordata; Mammalia; Dermoptera; Cynocephalidae
Product: nesprin-1-like
Exons: 53
Molecular function (GO): protein binding
Source: RefSeq, a predicted model, not a curated record